AUAAGAGUCGAAUUGACUGCUGGAGGUGGUGGCAAUAAAAGUGUAGCACGUCGUAAAAAGCUCGAAGAAAAAAAAAAGAAAUUGAGUGAAGAGAGACGUAGAAUUCACGAGACCUAUAUUGCGCCCACGAAAUCCAAAUCUUCGAACGAGGAUGGUAAAACUUCUGAUACGAAGCUGAGUGAAAAGAUUGAUGGAAAUUUGGGUAAACUUGUGAUGGUUAAAAAACCGAGGCGAUUGAAGGGUUCCAACGCUGUUAAGCCAAAUAAAAUUAGAAAUUUCGGUGGUUGA
Molecule: messenger RNA, 288 nt
Organism: Acaulospora colombiana
Lineage: Eukaryota; Fungi; Glomeromycota; Glomeromycetes; Diversisporales; Acaulosporaceae
Source: the annotation of a GenBank genome assembly